Messenger RNA from Elephantulus edwardii (Cape elephant shrew), 1794 nucleotides. It is a transcript of the gene ODAD3, whose product is annotated as coiled-coil domain containing 151. The transcript is spliced from 13 exons. Bases 1 to 1794 code for a protein of 597 amino acids. Lineage: Eukaryota; Metazoa; Chordata; Mammalia; Macroscelidea; Macroscelididae. Gene Ontology annotation, cellular component: cilium. Gene Ontology annotation, biological process: outer dynein arm assembly; cilium movement. The record is from RefSeq and is a predicted model, not a curated record.
AUGACGUCUCCGCUGUGCAGAGCGGCCUUCGCCAAUGUUCCGCCUGCUCAGGACCAAGCUUCAAAGCCCUCCUCCAAGGCCGAAGGCAAUCAGCCUCAGGCCAAGGCCGGCCAGCCCCGAGGCAAGGGUGCAGCCCGCGCCUGGGACCCAAGCCGUCCUAAGUCCGGACCCCUCCACCCCAUCGGGGUGAAGCGGGCUGUGCACGCACAAGUGGCUGAGUUACAAAGGAAGAUACAACUGUUAGAGGGCGACCGGAAGGCCUUUUACGAGAGCUCCCAAUGGAACAUCAAGAAGAACCAGGACACCAUCAGCCAGCUCCGUGAGGAGAACAAGGCACUCCAAAACCAGCUGGUGAACCUGCUCCAGGGAGAUGAGAAAGUGGUGCAGGCAGUGAUUCGGGAGUGGAAGUCAGAGAAGCCAUACCUGAAGAACAGAACAGGCCAGGCCCUGGAGUUCUUGGACUACAGGCUGAGUGAGAAGAUGAAGCGGCUGAACGCCCUGCAGCACGAAGUGGAGCUGAGGCAGAAGCGGCUGGAGGAGCUAGAACUCCAGUACAGCCUGCGGGAGCUCGAGCUGGCCGAAGUGCAGAACAACAACUCCGAGGUGGCCAAGACCGUUAGGAACCUGGAGAAUCGGCUGGAGAAGGCGCGGAUGAAGGUGGAGCAGGCGGAACACAUCACCAGUGUAUACCUGCAACUCAAAGCCUACCUGCAGGAGGAGAGCCUGAACUUGGAGAACCGGCUGGGCACAAUGGAGGCCGAGGUGCUGCGGACCAAACACGAGCUGGAGGAUCUGCACCUGGUGAACCAGGAGGCGCUCAACGCCAGGGACAUCGCCAAGAACCAGUUGCUCCUUCUGGAGGAGACGGUGUACCGAGAGCGCAAGGAGCGCGAGCGCCACAUCAACGACUGCAAGAAACGAGCGGAGGAGAGGAAACUGCAGACCGAGCGCAUGGAGCGCAAGACUCAUCGAGAGCAUGUGCUGCUGCAGUCAGAGGAUGUGACCCUGGAUGGUUAUCCCACCAAGACUGCAGAGCUGCGGCACCGCUGGAACAUGCAUCAGACAGAAGGGAUGUUCAACAAGGUCAAGGACGCCACAGGUGUGGCCGACUCAAACUCCGUGGUGCGGAGGUUCCUGGCCCAGGGCGACACCUUCACGCAGCUGGAGAAGUUCAAGAAGGAGAACGAGGAGGUGCUGGUGAAGCUGAAGCAGGAGAGGCAGGAGCUGAAGCGGGAGCUCGAAGGUCUCAAGUACUCGGGGGAGGCCACGCUGGUGAGCGAGCAGAAGCUGCAGGCCCAGCUGCAGGAGCGACUCAAGGAGGAGGAGCAGCGGCGCGCCGAGGCGCGUGAGCAGCUGGAGCGCACGGGGCGCGCUCUGCAGGUGGUCAGGGCGGGCCUUGAGCACCUGGUGGGCAAGCUACUCUACAUCACUGUGGAGGAUAGCAGCUACGCGGAAAAGGAGCUGGACCCCCACACGGCCAGCUACCUACCGAACCUUCUGGGCAUCGUGGAGGAGAAGCUGAUGAGACUGCAAAAGCAGCUCGAGAGCCUCAACCUGGACGAGAUGCUGGAGCACAUCGCCAGUCACGAGUUCUACGCCAGCUUAGAGGGAAAGCUGCCCCUGUACAACACCCGCAUCGCGCUGCCGCUUGUCAGCUCCAAGGACAAGUUCUUCGACGAGGACGACAGCGAGGAGGAUGACAACCACGUGGCCACCCGCGCGGCGCUCAAGAUCCACUCGCAGAAGUUCAUCGAAUCCCGCAGCAGGAAGCGCAGCCGAGCGCGAAAGCCCUAG